Molecule: messenger RNA, 2230 nt
Organism: Platichthys flesus (European flounder)
Lineage: Eukaryota; Metazoa; Chordata; Actinopteri; Pleuronectiformes; Pleuronectidae
Gene: blcap
Product: bladder cancer associated protein
Exons: 2
Coding region: 506-769 (87 amino acids)
Source: RefSeq, a predicted model, not a curated record
CGCGCGUGCUGGAGAUGAAAUUAAAGCAUCUAAACGCGGAGAUGUCUGAGUCUCAAUCAACGCGCGGAACCACGGAGGCCAUGUGUUAGAAAAGCUUCUUAUUUUAGAGCUAGCUCACACUGCUAACGGAGGUUGCCGCCCACCGCGACUGGAAGUCACGAUAAACUACCGGCAAAUAGCCUUUUAAUUAACGGGUUCUAUUCUCUUACACUCGCGACCGAGGUGAUCCGUGGCUCCACUCGCCUCUGAACCCAGUUUCUCUGCUGGUAAACGGUGCAUCGCUGUGGUUUUCAAUUGUGAACACAGGGAUGACUUGACGACAGCAGCCUCUGACUUCCUCGACCUGUCUCUGCAUCACUGCAGCUCAGUCGGGUAAAACGACUCCUCCACAUCGCACCAUCUGUGUAGGGCUGACCCCCCCGACACAUCCUUCUAUCAAUCUGUGAGUGAACGGUGCUCGCGCCGCAGAAGAUCCUCUGCCAACGUCCUUCAACAAAGAGAGACGAUGUAUUGUCUACAAUGGCUGCUCCCCGUGCUGCUCAUCCCCAAGCCACUCAACCCGGCGCUGUGGUUCAACCACUCCAUGUUCAUGGGCUUCUACCUGCUCAGCUUCCUGCUGGAGAGGAAGCCCUGCACCAUCUGCGCCUUGGUCUUCCUCGCUGCCCUUUUCCUCAUCUGCUAUAGCUGCUGGGGAAACUGCUUCCUGUACCACUGCCAGGACACCGCGCUGCCGGACGCUGCCCACGACCCAGCCAUAGUCGGAACCUAGGAGGGAAUAGACGGGGAGAGAUAUCGGGGAGGGCUGGGAGGGGGGUGAUGGGGCUUGCUGGAGAAUUACUGUAGAAUGAUACUGCCAUGAUAUCAGAGGGGACGGACCCCACUUUUAGGGGUUGGAGGGUGGAGAGGAGGAGGCGCUGAAUGGAGGCUGGAGGGUUGUUCUGCUGAAAAAACUGAUACUGCCACAGAGGCUGGGGGGGGGGUUUGGUUUUUUUAUGCUGUCAAAAAACUGACUUAAAUCUGAGGUGGCCGGAGGAGAGGAGGGAGAAGCUACUUCGGAGGAGACGGCAGCGUGUUGACUUGAGGAGAGAAGAAUUUUAUUUUCUGAAUCUUUCAUUCCAGCAUUUGAAUGAAAACCAGACGAUAAUAACAAAUAUAUAUAUAAAUACACCACAGGUAUCAGAGGGGGUCAUUGUGGCCACUGGGUUUCAGUUGCCUGGUUCCUCUCUACUUCAACCAGAACUUCUCCAAAAACCUGCAGGGUCUUCGGCCUCAGUCCACCUGCCCCCGAGGAACUCUCCAGACGGAGCUCGGGCGAUUUGAGUUUUCACUCUCAGUCCUCGCAGUUGUCCGCAAGCUUUCUGUACCUGGUGGAGUCGGCCUGCCUCUCAGAGUCCAACCAUCCCAACUCUCUCUCUGCACACGGAAUGCUACCCUUCACAAGGAGAGCACACGGAACACUGGACAAUCAAUAACUAUGCUGUGAAUAAUUCCUCCUUUGCCGCAUUGCCACUCACACACACACACACGCACACACACACACAAACACACACGAAACUCAGACCACGUAAUAAUGCUGAGGAACUGUCCUGUCGUUAUUACCCAGCAGGCUCUGCAGCUGCUCCUCUCCGCUCAUCCUACUCCUCCCGCCUUCGAGGGAAAGUCCCCGAUCCACCAGACUUACCAUUGGAUCUUUAUUUGUUCUUUUUGCUGUUCUUCAUCGCGCAUGGGUUGACGUUAUUUUUUCUGUUUUGUGUAUUAAGUUCACACACAGAAUUUAGUGAGUUUAAACAAAAUGCCGAAAGUUUCCAAAGGGUGUACAAAUCUGUGUGUGUGUUUAGGGUGAAUGAAAGGUUUGUGUGUUGUGUGAUAGGUGUGUUGGGUUUUUCUCUGUGUGUGUGAUCAAGUCAUGCUGAUGUGCGCAAAAAACAACUUGUUGACGCAUGGAAACAAGCAGCAGGGGGCAGUAUUUCCAGCAAAAAUAAGCAAUACAGAGCACUGGCUGCGGAAAUUCCGUUGUUAUCGAAAAGUUUACUGGUGAUCAGAGCGUGUGUGUGUGUGUGUGUCACUGCUGAGUGUUAUGAUGCCCUGUCGGACACAGGCUACGGUGUUUACACUGUGUACCUAAUGGUGUGUGUGUGUGUGUGUAGCCUUGUGUAGUAGUGCACAUUAUGCUCACUGCUACCUGAUUGAUUUGGUUUUAAUUUAAAUAAAGUUUUUUCCUCUCAACAUG